ACUUCAGUAUAGUGUCCCUCAGGGCUCCUUAUUGUCUCCAAUGUUGUUUAGUAUCUAAAUGAAACUGCUGGGAGAGAUCAUCAGGAGAUUUUGUGCAGGGUAUUAUCAGUAUGCUGAUGACACCCAAUUUUUUUUUCUCCAUGUCAAUAUCAUUAGGAGAAGGCAUAACUUCCCUAAAUGCCUGCCUGGAGGCGGUGAUGGGCUGGAUGAGAUAACAAACUGAGAUUGAAUCCGAAUCCAGAUAAGAUGGAGAAAAUAACAGAUGCGGGUAAAGGAUCCUUCAAGGGUUAUCUCUGACAAAACCAAGAGACACAAAAAGUCAAAUCAGCCUCAUGAUGAAGACUCUUCUGAUGACAUUGCAGGACUGACAUGCCAGCAUGUAAGCCAAGCGGUGGAUGUACAUCAUGUGAAGAGGGCAGUUGCUCAAAACGUCUGGUCAAUAUGUUCAGAGUGCUUAAAGGAAAGAAGAAUAUGUGAUGGUGAGCCUGUAAUGCCUUCAGAUAUAUGGCUCUGCCUCAAAUGUGGUACUCAGGGCUGCAGUCAAAAUUCAGAAGGCCAGCAUUCUCUAAAGCAUUUCCAGACUGUACGGACAGAACCUCACUGCAUUGUAAUCAAUCUGAGCACAUGGAUUGUAUGGUGUUAUGAAUGUAAUGAAGAGCUGUCAACACACUGCAACAAGAAGGUUUUAGCACAGAUAGUUGACUUCCUCCAAAGACAUGUUUCUAGAAAUGAAUUAAGUUCCUCAUCAAAAAUUAUAUGGCUAUGUGAUGAAAACAAAGAAGCAAGUGGAGUAUUAAAGGGGAAAGGCAUUAGUUCCAGUUGGGCAUCAGUUCCAGUUAAAGGAAUGAAUAAUUUAGGGAAUACAUGCUUCUUUAAUGCUGUCAUGCAGAAUUUAGCACAGACACACAUGUUAAAUGAACUAAUAUGUGAAAUGAAAGAAAAGGGGACAAAACUAAAAAUUGGUCAGUCUCUAGAGUCUCAACUGGAUCCUUUGGUAGUGAAUCUCUCAAGCCCCGGAUCACUGACUUCAGCUAUGUUCCUGUUCCUUCACAGCAUGAAAGAAACUGUAAAAGGCCCUCUUUCCCCAAAAAUUCUUUUCAGCCAGCUCUGCCAAAAGGCUCCCCGGUUUAAGGGAUUUCAACAGCAGGACAGUCAAGAAGUUCUCCACUACUUGCUGGAUACAAUGAGGAUAGAAGAAACAAAGGCCUUCCAAUUUCAGAAGGAAGUCUUCUUCCCUUUUAUGGCUUCCUUGACGUUACCUGUUAGCCAUGCUGGCAUCUUCCUGGACUUAGUGCGUAUACAAGCUGCAAUCUUAAAAGCAUUCAAUAAUCCAACGACUAAAACUGCAGACGAAGAGACAAAAAGAAAAGUUAAAGCAUAUGGAAGAGAGGGUGUGAAGAUGAACUUCAUAGAUAGGAUCUUUGUUGGUGAAUUGACUAGCACUAUCAUGUGUGAGGAAUGUGAAAAUAUUUCCACAGUAAAGGAACCCUUCAUAGAUCUUUCACUCCCUAUAAUAGAAGAGAGGAUCUCAAAACCUGCCCCUUUUGGAAGGACAAGUAAAAAUAAACCUGCACAAGAUGCUGAUGCAGAUCAAUACAGCUGCUCUUCUAUCACUGCUCUGAAUAACCAACAAUCAAAACUAUCUAGGAAACACUUGUUAACAAAGGACAAGAACCAAGUAAAUCAUGAAAGAAGACUUGCUAAGAAAUCCUCCUCUGGUGAAGAAGAAACAAGUCCUUUAAUCAUGCAUGAAAAAGCCAGAACAGCUAAAGCUGAAGGCAGCUCCAGUAUUCCAUGUACAAGAGAGAGCAAUAGCGGGUUGGAGUCUGCAGCAAAUGGAAGCCAGACUGAAGGCAGUGAAAAAGAAGCCAGCCAUUCUGAAAGCAGCAUUGAUGCAGACAGUGAGGCCUCUGAAAGUGAAAGUACUUCUAAGCAAACAGCUGCCAGCAGAGCUUGUAACACACCUGGUUUAUAUGCUGAUGGACAUAAACACUUACCUGCAAACAAAUUGCAACACAACAAACCAAGUGAUAGCAACACUGCGGCACUUACUGGUGCCUUAUCAAAACUCAGCUUUAGCAGUGCAACACCUGAGAAUGAAGGGCUGCUCAGUAGGGAUCAGCUGUCAAACAAAGUUGCCUUUUCUGUAGGAACCCCUCCGUUGCUGCAAAACCCUCAGAAUGCUUUCCAGACCCUGUCUCAGAGUUACACUACUAGUUCUAAAGAAUGUUCAGUCCAGUCAUGCCUCUACCAGUUUACCUCCGUGGAGCUGUUAAUGGGAAACAACAAGCUUUUGUGUGAAAACUGCACAGAACAGAAACAAAAGCACCAGAAGAAAUCAAAUUCCACAGAAAAGAAAGUGGAAGGUGUGUAUACAAAUGCCCGGAAGCAGCUGCUGAUUUCUUCAGUUCCUCCUGUUCUUGUUCUGCACUUAAAAAGAUUCCACCAGGCUGGUGUGAGUCUACGGAAAGUAAACCGGCAUGUGGAUUUCCCACUAGUUUUGGACUUGGCUCCCUUUUGUUCUGCUUCUUGCAAGAAUGUGAUGGAUGGUGGGAAAGUUCUCUAUGCACUUUAUGGAAUAGUGGAGCAUAGUGGAUCAAUGAGAGGAGGUCACUAUGCAGCAUACGUGAAAGUCAGAAGUCCUUCAAAAAGGCUUUUGGAGCACAUUUCUAGCAAUAAAAAUGUUCAAGGUUUAAAAGAAUCGGUAGGAGCAUCUGCAGGACAGUGGGUGUACGUUAGUGAUGCCCAUGUACAAUCAGUUCCAGAAUCAAGAGUAUUAAAUUCACAAGCUUACCUGCUUUUCUAUGAAAGAAUAUGGUAGUCAUAGUCUGCACUGAAAAUAUGACAAUGGUUAUUUAAAAGCAGGAAGAGAUUACAGUGCAUCUAAAUGCUGUGCCUUUAUCUGUUCUCUAGUAUAAAUCUUACCAUGAUUUCUUACUAUAAAAACCAUAGCCUGGAUCCAGAGAAGCCUGCACAUGCAAAAAAUGCUUCCAUGCAGGCCUGCAGUUUUUGCCGCCUGGCAGCUGCCCCUUGCACGUCAUAGGUUGCUGCUCUAGAAGGCCCCAGACCUUUGGGGGCGCUUUACGAGGAGUAUGUGGAGCUGCCAUGCAAAAGGAGAAAUUGCAGUUCCCCUGUAUGCAAGCAGGAGCAAUUUCAUUCUUUUCUGGAUCCAAGUCCACAGUCUUAUUAUUUAAAUUCCCAACAAUUGUUUUGCAAUAAUCCACUCUGGAAAAUGAACAUUGAAAUGUCAAUGUGGGCAAACAAACUCAACAAAAUUUUAAAAAACUUUAAUUGCAAAAAUGAUCUCAGAAAGACUGAUUAGUGCCUGAACUGUUCACUGAAUCAUCAUCAUGGUUGUAUAGCGUGUUUGGCACUUGAGUUUUUGAACUAUUGUAUUUUAACUUACCAAUGGAGGUAGUUAUUUCAGGAAAGGUAGUUAUUUCAUUAGACACUGUUGAGAUGCACUACUCUGUGCCAGUUAAUAUGUUCAGAAAAGAUGUGGCACUGUCCUUCAGGGACUGAACCAUUUCAGAAUGUAGGUAGGGUUUUACAUCUUUGAAUACACCCCCAUCAAAAGUUCCUUGCAUGUGAAAAGCUUAGUAUAUCAGAGAGUAGGCUGAAAUAGAACCUUUCUCCUUGAUGCUCUAGCUUUUCAUAUUCAGAGAGUUCUUGACACAGGGAUGUGUUCAAACAUGCACCUGUUAGAAUACACCUGCAGUCUGAAAGUGCAACAGACCUGGGAGGACUGCACCACAUGCUUUCUCUGAACAUUUUAAAUUUGCUCAGAGACAUAAGUAUAUUGGCAGAUCAGUUCACACAUUCUAGUAGUACAUGAGGUUCUCUACCAUUUUUGCAGAGCAAUUUUGUAAGUGUGCUAGUUUACUUCAUAUCCAACAUUUGGGGUGGGGUGGGUAUACUUGAGAAUUGCAAAUAAUUCUGCAUUUUCCUAAAGACUUUGUAUAGUUUUUGUGACCGACAAUAUUCAUUAUCUACUGCACUUGACUACUUUAUUGAUAAGAGGGUGGGGGAAGAGAUAUAUGUACAAGUGGGUUAUAAUCAUUGCCUCCUACAAAUAAUCAGGUAUGUAUUUUCAUUAUUUUUUCUCAAUAUAUGCAUUUGUAUCCUUUUUACAGUACAAAGAACUGUGGGGUUUUCUGUUCAUCCCUGUUCAUUGUAGGGAUGAACAGUUCAUUGUUCAUGCCUGUUCUUUGUGAGUUUGGGCCUUUAAAAAAGCAACACACAAACUAAAAGUCCUUGUGGUACAUGACAAGUUGCUUUUAAAACUUGAGAAACUUCUAAGAGAAGUCUGCUACAGUGUAUGAAGUACAGUAGUUCAGAGUGGAAUAGGGAUCAAAGACCUCAUGUUGCACUGAAGCCCUUACAUGAAUUUGGAUGGAAACUGGGGCCAUUGUCAACGAAUGGCAAAGUAACAGAACUCUCUUUUCUUACCCAUUUGAAAUAAGUAUAGGGGGAAGAGUGUGUAUGAGUCUGCCGUGCACAUGUAUAUCCAUCUAUUCAUGGGAAGGACCUGGGUACAGUAUUAUCAGAAUCUCUCCUAGCCAAGCCCCAUUAAUAGCAAUAGGAAGGGUGCCAGAACAUGUUCUACUUGCACAGCUCCCCAUUAAUUUCAACUGAGUUUCCACAUGAGAAAUUCCUGGUGGAUUUGUGCUUCAUAUUGCUAAUGCUUUAAGACUAGUAAUACAUUCGUACCUGAGAGGGAACUAAUGAGCUAUUGUGACACAUAGUGGUUCAUAUUUAAUUUGAUAAUUUAAUUUUGAUUUACUUUAUUAGUCACUUUAAUCUGUUUCAGUGACUUAUUUUCAGUUUGCAUAUCAUAUCAAUUCCAGCAAGCCUACUACUCACUAAGUAGAAGCACUAGAUGUUUAUUAUUUCCCAUUAAUACAAGGAAGUCUUUUAUGGUGAAAAGGGUGAUAUCUUUCCUCAUGGUAUUAGUCUGAGAUGCCCUUAAUAUCUGGGGCCAGUGCAGAAGGGCUUCAUAAAAGACACGCCCUUUCCCCGUUUUUGCAUGGGGAUUAUACAACAGGCGUGGUUGAGUUUUAGUCACUACAAUUAGCAUAAACACCUGACAUAAUUAAACAUAUGACUUAAGAGAGCCUGUUUGUGUAGAGUAAUGGCACUAUAUUAUUAAUUAUAAUUGAUUCAGAAUUGACCCAUUGCAGCACUGGGAGAGAGAUGGACUUAUUCAAGCCAACAUAGCCAGGGGUCCCUCCAGUGGGCCACUUGCUAUGUUGGGUUGCAUAAGUCCAGCUUAUUCAAAUGGCGGCUGUCGGUGUCUCCCUUGUGUUGCAUUUUAGAUUGGAGCCCUUUGAAAGCAUCAUCUCACUCUUCUUGCUACUACUUUGAGUUUUUGUUGUUGAAAAGCAGUAUAAAGAUAUUCUAAAUAAUAAUAUCAUUUCCUGUUUUUCUACUCGUGCUGCAAAAGUCUAAUUAACUUAGCUCCAGACAGAGAGUGAGUGAGUUUGUGUCUGUGUUCUGUAUCUUUUGGGGGAAAAAUAUAUUCUCUUUUUCUUACGACCUCUCUUUUGCCAUCCAGUAGUCCUGAACUAUGUCUACAGUUGCCACCUUUAAAUUCAGUCCCAGCUUUAGAGUAGAGCAUUCAUGAAACUUCUUUCUUGAUCUCUUUUCUCAGGAGACUCAGUGUUUUCAGAAUCAGGAUGUGCCUUCUAAUCCCAGGCCUCCCCUGCCCCACAUAACACACCCAAAGUAGUGUAUUUAAGCCUGUAGCCCUCCCAUGUUUGUGACCGAAAAACACUUCUCAGUUAAUUAGGAUCACAGGAGAAAAAACUAAGAUUUACAACAGUAGGAGCAGCACCAUCUUCUGGCUAGAUUUGGCAACUGCACAUCUUAAAAUCUCCCUUUACUAGGACAAAGACUACAAGUGUUUGGGCAGUACUUCCCAAUUAGAAGAAAUUGUGGCUAAGAGCGCAUUUUAUGCAUGGCUCCAGACAUGUUUCUAUCUUUCAAAGUUUAUUCCAUUUCAAGAGCACUUGAAAUGGAGCCUUUAUUCAAUUCAAGAGCACGUUACAAUACACUGUUAUAAGACUUUCUGAAAUGUCCACAUUUCUUUCUUCUUCAUUUUUCUUAUUUUAAGCAUUGGCAAUAUGGUAGGGGUUGUUGCUAUAAGAAGUUUUGAAUAGGUCUGUGUUAAGCUCCUACAAAUAGCUGGUUCUGUCAGCUUGGACUGCACUGAUUUGCCUUUUUGAAUACUCAUGCACAUACUCCAGAUGUAGUCUCCAUUUUCCAAUAGGAUCAUGCUUAGUGAGUACUCCUGAUCUAGUUAGAGAAUCAUAUGCACAACUCUGGUUGCUGGAUGCAGGUGUAUUAUAUGGGUUUCCCAAUCCAAUGACUUUGCUGCCAAAUGACUGUAAACACACUGGGCUGUCCAUUUCUAAACCAGUAUCAUAGGAAGAUGCUCAAAUUAAAUUUUGAAUGAAAGCUUUUAUUUAUUUUUUAAGCCAAUAAUGUAUCCCUACAUAUCUAAAUUCCACUUCUUAGGCAAGGAAACUAAGCACUGUAUUUUCCCUCCACUGUUGACAUAUGAAAGAAACUAUGGGACUAUGUGAGACAGAUGAUACUAAGUUUUUAUAAUGCACUAAGAAAAACAGGUUUUCUAUUCCAUUUUAGUGCUAGUAACCUUGGAUUACAUUUGAUAAAAGAAUAUGUAGGCAUAUAAUAAAUUAUUUAAAGGACUGUAAAGGGCCUUGCUUAAUGAUUAGCAAAGACAAAUCCAGGUGGAAUUUAAUUUGUAAGUGCAAUAUAUGAACCUGUUACUGUACUUUUACAUGUAUGUAUUGAAUGUAUAUACAUUUUUCAAUAGGCAUAUGUAUUUAAUAGAACUGAGACAAAAUAUUAAGAUGACUGCUAAGUAUAUUCCAUUGUGGAUGCAAUCUAUUUUUGAUUUUCAAAAUAAAAUAUUAAGCCACUGCA
Molecule: messenger RNA, 6948 nt
Organism: Hemicordylus capensis (graceful crag lizard)
Lineage: Eukaryota; Metazoa; Chordata; Lepidosauria; Squamata; Cordylidae
Gene: USP45
Product: ubiquitin specific peptidase 45
Exons: 19
Coding region: 263-2821 (852 amino acids)
Biological process (GO): protein deubiquitination
Cellular component (GO): nucleus; cytosol
Molecular function (GO): cysteine-type deubiquitinase activity; zinc ion binding; cysteine-type endopeptidase activity
Source: RefSeq, a predicted model, not a curated record